UGAUUAAAAUCUUUUCGUAGUAUGAUUGUGUUUUCCUUAUUCAUGCAGAUUCCCUCGUGUUUAGGUGUUCGGAAACAUCUAUUCCAAAGUUUUCGAGUAUAACCAACUCUCGUUGUGGUAACUUCGCAAAAAGCCUUCCUGAAAUUUCAAUCAAAGAAGCAAUUCGAUUGGGAUACAAAAGACAUGUAAAGGAAAUCACAAACGUUGAAACAAAUACAAUCGAAAAAGAGGAUGUCUGGCUUUGUAAUGGAGAAGUGGUCACCGAGCCGUCAUAUUUUAUUCAUGGACCUCCGCCGUUCCUUUUCGUGGACAUUGUCCAUCCCACUAUAGAUUAUCCAAAUAGUGAGGGAAUAGUGCAGGUAGAUCUUAAUUUCCAUGAUAUUCAACGUAGUAUUACAGUUGGUUCAACAAUGUAA
Molecule: messenger RNA, 416 nt
Organism: Adineta ricciae
Lineage: Eukaryota; Metazoa; Rotifera; Eurotatoria; Adinetida; Adinetidae
Source: the annotation of a GenBank genome assembly